UAACGAUUCUAAGGUAGUGUUGGGUACAUAAGGUCUGACAAAGCUUACGACUUUGAUUUGUCAUGAAUUGUUUCAAGCCAAUAGUUGAAAGUAAAAAGCAUCUAUGUUUUCAAUAUCUAAAAUUAUAAUUCUCUGUUAAAAUCAAAAAAUUAUUUUAUGGAGAUAUUUAAAUAUUUCUACAAAAAUGGCCUUAUAUGAUAACCAACAUUGGCUUUUAUCUCAUAUAAGAGAUAGUUUUUUAUCCACAGAUGACACAGGUAUGUGUGAAAUGGUUAUGUUAGGAGAAGAUAUACCGAAAGAACUUAGAUCGAAUGGAACGUUACAAUGUUAUCCUGGAAUGGAAGAAAGUGAUGAUGAAGAUUUGGAUGCAUUAGCUGAGUCAUAUGAUAUACAAAUGGAUAUGGAAUUUAGUCAUAGACAACGUUCUAACACUGCUCAAAGAUUAGAAAAAAUGGAGUUAGAAAGAAAGAAAGCAGCUAAAAUUAAGCAUGUGAAAUGGGAACACAAACCAAAUCUUCUUUCACUUGCUGAACAAUCAAAAUUAUUUCAAAGAAAGGACUUCCGUAAAAAAAAUGCAACUACAAGCAAAAGGCUUUCCCUUUUAUCUGAGCAAAUAGAGAAAUGUCCCAAUUUACCUCAAAAUCCUUUUACAGAAUAUGCAAAGUUUGAUGGCAAUGCACAAGUUGGAAUUGCUAUUAGAAAAUACAGAAUCUUUAUGUGUAUGCUACCUAAGGAAGAAAGAACUUAUCCUUUGCAAAUUGUUGUUAUUGCCACAGCAAAAGUAUUGGAAUUUAUUGGGCUCAUAUGUUAUAAAUAUGCAAGUGAACAUCCUAAUCAUAGUUUAAAGUAUGGAAAUUAUACAAUAUAUUAUAAGUUUUACAUAUAUUUACAAGCAUUGCAACUUGUUUCUCUCUUCUUCUUUUUUUUCUUUUUUUUUUCUUUAAUUAACAGGGAAGAUAUUACAAAAUAUGGUUUAUAUAUUACUGAAGAUGAUGGAGAGGUAGAUUGGGACUUUCCUUGUUUAGAUCCAAGAGAAGUAAUAUCCAAAUUUGAAUUCACAACAUUAGGUCUUGUUGAAAUGAAACCAAGUGAUAGAGCACGACAUAAUACAAUAAAACAUAUUGAAACAGAAGUCAAUGAAGAAUUAGAAGGCAAAGAAAAAGAACAAGAAGAAGUAGCAAAAGAUUUAGCCAAGAUGGAAGGUCAUACAACAGCAAUGGAAGCUCCAUUAUAUCAAUCAUAUAGAGUAUACAUAAUAAAUAAAGUGAGAGCAAAGACUGAGAUUCACCUUGGAAUAUCGGGUGAGAAGAUUGAGAUUGAUCCAGUGUUAACAGGAAAAGGUGCCAGUCGAUUCUGGAAUAGACAACGUGCAGUGAGUUAUCAUAUAGAUAACAUUGCAUGGUGUGAAAUAACUGAAAACAAAGGAUCAAAAACAAUAUUUACAUUGGUUUAUACACCACAUUCUUCUACUUUAGACAAUUUAAGUGCAUCAUCCAGUCAAACACAUUCUCUUCAUCAAUCAGCAUCAUUUAAAAAUCAUGAUUUUGAAGCAGAUUCAAUGACAGCAGAAGAAAUUGUAAGAAAAAUAAAUCAUAUUUUAGAAUUACAUAGUAGUACAUCAAGAAAAGAAUACCUGGCCCAGAAGGAAAGAAAAGCAGCAAGAAGAAAAAGUUUUCAUUUGCAUAGAUGACAGCUCUAUUGGUUACUUUGU
Vespula vulgaris is the source of this 1711-nucleotide messenger RNA. It is a transcript of the gene Sin1, whose product is annotated as target of rapamycin complex 2 subunit MAPKAP1. NCBI's taxonomy places the organism in Eukaryota, Metazoa, Arthropoda, Insecta, Hymenoptera, Vespidae. Bases 185 to 1690 code for a protein of 501 amino acids. Gene Ontology annotation, molecular function: phosphatidylinositol-4,5-bisphosphate binding. Gene Ontology annotation, cellular component: plasma membrane; cytoplasm; TORC2 complex. Gene Ontology annotation, biological process: TORC2 signaling. The transcript is spliced from 6 exons. The record is from RefSeq and is a predicted model, not a curated record.